CUCACCAUCUUCCAAAACACUCCCUUCAGCCUUGCAUUUAUUGCUCUUUGUCCCCUUCCUACUGCCUUGCUUUCCCAUGUCAUGCCUUAUUAUCUACCAUGCCUUGCCUUGCUGUCACCCAUCCCCCCAGUCUCACAUGACACCUUCUAGAAGCCAUCCCCACUCCACUCUCCUCUCCUCUCUCUCCCUACCUCCCUGUCGCGUCGCAUCCAAAAACAAGAACCAGAACAAAAGAAGGAGAAACUCAAAAAGUAGACAAGAUGGAGGUCUGACAACGUGUCCCGAUACGCCACCAUCUCCAUCCAUUUUCUCAUUGCCCCCCUUCUCUCCCGUCUUCCAUUCCUCCCAAUGUUCCCUCAGACAUAUCGGCCAAACAAGUUGCGCCGUCAACGCUACACAAAUGCACCGAAUCCACCACUACCAAACAAGGCUCGAAUAACCAGUCCACACACUCCCAUCCUCCCCUAUCCGGCCGAACUGUGGAGUGUGUGGUCGCCCAAAUGCCAUGAGACAUCGAGGUUACCGGUGGCUGUAACAUUGACGGGCUGCACACCCAUACUUGCCCUUCGUCGCACAGGGAAACAUCUCUUUCAU
Messenger RNA from Aaosphaeria arxii CBS 175.79, 594 nucleotides. RefSeq lists its product as uncharacterized. The record is from RefSeq and is a predicted model, not a curated record. The transcript has a single exon. Lineage: Eukaryota; Fungi; Ascomycota; Dothideomycetes; Pleosporales. Bases 77 to 439 code for a protein of 120 amino acids.